Messenger RNA from Mangifera indica (mango), 369 nucleotides. RefSeq names its product nuclear transcription factor Y subunit C-3-like. Gene Ontology annotation, cellular component: nucleus. The coding region runs from base 1 to 369 and encodes 122 amino acids. The record is from RefSeq and is a predicted model, not a curated record. Lineage: Eukaryota; Viridiplantae; Streptophyta; Magnoliopsida; Sapindales; Anacardiaceae. The transcript has a single exon. Gene Ontology annotation, biological process: regulation of DNA-templated transcription. Gene Ontology annotation, molecular function: DNA-binding transcription activator activity, RNA polymerase II-specific; protein heterodimerization activity.
AUGAGGCAAGCUGGAACGUAUUCGGGAUUAGUCUCUGCAAGUAUGUCAGGAAGAAUGGGGCCUCACUCAUUGCCGUUGGCUAGGAUCAAGAAAAUCAUGAAGAAAUCGAGUGAUGAUGUUAAGAUGAUUUCUGGGGAGGCUCCGAUUGUGUUUUCAAAGGCUUGUGAGCUCUUCAUUCAAGAGCUUACUAAAAGGUCUUGGAUGUUGACCAUGCAAGGAAAGAGAAGGACGCUGAACAAAGAGGAUGUUGCUUCAGCUGUCAUGGCUACUGAUAUCUUUGAUUUUCUUGUCAACUUGGUUUCUGAUGAGUCCAGUAUUGAUGAUCUUGCCGGAACCCCGUCGGAAGAAAUGGAAACAUUCCGAUCAUGA